GUAAUUAAUAAAGUCAUCGUUCUGAAAUUGGUGGUAUUGAAAUCUAUUGAUUUCUUAAUCAGCAAUAAAUAUGGUUUGAGUAGUUUAGGUGUUGUUUGGCAUAUGACAAUGCUUUUGAUUUAUGGUUUAAGGAGUAUUACGGUUUAUUUUCUGAAUUUUUAAAACAAGAAAGUUUAUAGUGAUAUGAAACGUGCCCUUAGUUUGUGAUCGGGUUUUGGGAUUUGAGAUAAGGUUAGGGAGAUGACGGGGGGACUCGGGGUUCUUGUUUUUGAAGAAAGGUGAUGUUGUUGUAAGCUUUACGAAUCGUAUUGAAAUGGACCAUAAGUGUGGUCAUUCCGUCAUUGAGAGUUCGCUCCACAAUUUCACGUCUUUUUAAGUCCAACUGAACAUUUGGACCAUGGAAUUAAUUUACUAGAGUGAUAGGGUUUUUAGGGGGCAAAAACUCAAAAAUGAUAGUAUAAUUUAGUCUUCUUAAUCUUAAUGGCUCGACGUAAUUAACUAAUCAAGAUAACUAAAUAUAAACUGGGAUACAAUAUGAGUGACUUUGGUUUGUGCUUGGACUAUCCCAUCCAUAUUUUUGGUUCGAUUUAUGUGGAGAGCGAAUUGGACCUAAUCACCGCCCUAAACGUAGCCUAGCUCCAUCCUAGGACUUGAUUUAGUAUGGUUUGACUAAAAUAUCUCAUGAAUGAUUAGACUUAUUUUGGAUAUGACUUGCCCUAAACCUUAAAUUUAUUGGCCUUCUAUUCAAUGAUAUAUGUUGUUUGAUGUAAGAUUUUCUUUCCACUCUCCUUAUAUAAUGAUACCUAUAAAUUUGAGCUUUUUGGCCUUAUAAAUUAUCGCACAUUACCGUACCAAAACAACAUUUCUCACAUGAUGUACUUCAUUAGUUAAUUAAAUCAAAAAUAAAAUACAAAUAUUGAGAGUGGUAUUAAUUAAUGGUCAAUUAAACGGACAGUUACGGAGUACAAUUUAAGGAGCCAUCAUUUUCCAAUCAAAAAUCGGAGCGUCUGUAUAUGAGCCGUUUAACAUCCAACGGCCCACAUUCAUAUAGGAGCGGACUUAUAACGUUUGAAUCCCUUCUCCAACGGUCGAAAAUAUUAUAAACCUCAACGCAAUUUUCUAUCUUCUUCAUCAAAAUUUCUCUUAAUUCCCAAUUCAUCUUUUCAAGAAUCACAUCAAAUUCACAUCUCUCUUUCUUUCUCUCUCUUCAAAUUCUUUGUAAAUCUUCAAAUUCGAAAUCGAAAAUGAACGUUUUACAGCAAUACCCAGAAACAAUGAACUCACAAGAUCUUCAAAUAUGGAAUAAUGCAGCAUUUGAUAACGGAGAAUCAGAAAAUUCUGCAAAUGUGAAGUUUUCUUGGUCAGGUUUGAAUCCAUUAUCAUCAAUCAAUCUUUCUCAAUCGAUCGGAUCCGAUUCGACUAAAGAGAAUCGGACCCCUUUAAUGGCGGAAUCCCCAGUUUCUUUGAAAUCUUUAUCUGAGGGUAAGCCUUUGCAAGAUAACAUAGUAAUUAGAAAUGCUCAAAACAUCCCAAUUUGUAAGAUGGGUGUUUUAGAAAAGGGGAAUCAACUCGAGGAAAAGGAUAUCGAUUUCGAGAUUGAGGAGAUUGAGAAGGAGAUUAAUCGGUUGUCGUCGAGGUUAGAGUCGCUUCGUAUCGAAAAGGCAAAACAAAAUGCCAAGAUGAUGGAGAAAAAAGGGAGAAUUGUUGCUGCUAAGUUCAUGGAUCCGCCAAAACAGAGUACUAGAAGCUCUAAUGAACAGAACAAGUUUGAAGAUUCAAUGAGUUUGAGUGCUAAAUUGAAGACACCGAGAAGGGGGUUAAGUAUGGGGCCGGCAGAGAUUAUGAGGAGUGUGAGAAGGGGCAUUAGUCUCGGGCCGGUGGAAAUUUACUUGGGGACGAAGUUGAAGCAUUUUGGAAAGCAAGAUGCUAUCACCCCUGGUCAGCAGAGUGCAAACAGGAGAAAAUCUUGUUAUUGGAAGUUACAUGAUGUUGAUGAGUUGAGGGUUACUAAAGAGAGAGGGAAAAGUAUGAGCUUAAGCCCAAAAGCUCGGUCGACAACUGCUGUUAAAGCACAAGUGCCAAAGCCUGCUGCAACUACAAUUGGGUCUAAGAAGACAGCAAAGAAAGAAGAUGCUGUUAUUUCUUCAAUUCAACCAAAGAAGCUGUUUGCUAAAGAUGGUGAGAAAUCGGGUCCGGCCAAGAAGCCAAUUAAGAGUGGUAGAGUGGUUCCUAGUAGGUAUAAUCAGGUCUCAAAUGGGGGGAAUUCGGCGGUGAAAGAACUUAGGAAGAGGUCAUUGUCUGAAAAUGAAGAGGAUUAUAAUAGGUCUGAUAAGAAACGUGUUUCGUUAACAGAAAAAACUUCAGGAGGAGAGCAAUUAGCAACAGAAAGUAGAGUGAAAAAGCGGUGGGAAAUUCCUAGUGAUGUGGUAAUUCAAACAAAUGUUGAUCACAAGACUCCUUCGUCCGUGUCGAAAAUGGUUGAUAUGGUUCCGAAAAUUAAGAAUCUGCGUUGCAAAAACGAGAGUCCUAGAGACUCCGGCCCAGCAAAAAGGGUAGCUGAGUUAGUUGGUAGGAAAUCCUUCUUCAGUACUGAGGAUGGGGUUGAUGAGGAAGCUGAAGAGUCUGUUUGUCAGGCUCUGAGUUUUGCUGAAGAGCAGGUCGUCCAAGAGUGUCCGAAAAUUAGGAUUAUUCGACAUGUUAAUGAGAGUCCGCGAGAUUCAGGUGCUGUGAAAAGAGUGUCUCAAUUAGUUGGAAGGAAGUCAUUCUUCCACAAUGAUGAAGAUGAGAUGCCAGUGUUUAGUUUCGAAGAGGAUGAUAGUGAUGAAAAUUGAAACAAUGGAGAUAGAAUAAACUUUUUUAUCUAAUCAUUUUGUUUGAAUUUAGAUGUCAUUGUUGAUAUAUAUAAGCAGUAGCAAGCUUGUGCUUAGUGCUUACCUCUAAUCAGUUUUACUUGUCUACUGCUGUUGUAGUUUGGCUUAUCUUGGGUUAUGAGAGUAGAAUGAUAUUGGAUUAUGUGCUUGGAAGUUGGAAGUAAGCUUGCUUUUGCUGCUUGCAACUCAGUUGUAAAAUGAAUUGUGUGAAUUUUUGGUCAAAUAAAUAUUUUUUGUUGGUGAAGUGGGCAUAUAAUUUGUUGGCUUAUGUCACUUGGUUAAUUGAUUU
Molecule: messenger RNA, 3159 nt
Organism: Chenopodium quinoa (quinoa)
Lineage: Eukaryota; Viridiplantae; Streptophyta; Magnoliopsida; Caryophyllales; Amaranthaceae
Exons: 1
Coding region: 1245-2831 (528 amino acids)
Source: RefSeq, a predicted model, not a curated record